Molecule: messenger RNA, 2529 nt
Organism: Esox lucius (northern pike)
Lineage: Eukaryota; Metazoa; Chordata; Actinopteri; Esociformes; Esocidae
Gene: mafaa
Product: v-maf avian musculoaponeurotic fibrosarcoma oncogene homolog Aa
Exons: 1
Coding region: 1125-2051 (308 amino acids)
Biological process (GO): regulation of transcription by RNA polymerase II
Cellular component (GO): nucleus
Molecular function (GO): DNA-binding transcription factor activity, RNA polymerase II-specific; RNA polymerase II cis-regulatory region sequence-specific DNA binding
Source: RefSeq, a predicted model, not a curated record
CUCAGUGACACUGCGUGGUUGCGCUGCUCUGCAGGACGUUAAAUAGCCAGCUAUCUGCUCAGGCUAUCUGCCCGAUAGAGAGAACAAAUUGUGACAGGAAUUUAUCGCCACACGCGCGCACACAUACACACUCACACACGUGUGUGUGUAUAUAAAUAUAUACACACACACACACCAGAAACGCAUAACGCUUCCAGAAUGAUUUGAAGGAUCGUGGGGACCGGCGCAUUCGUAAGUAGCCUAUACCGCAAUCUGAUAAAUCUGGACUGACUACUCAAACAGCGCUACUCUCCAGUGCCCUACCACCGCUUAAGGAAAUAUCUAUUUUUAAAAUCGUACCUAUUUUUUGCUUGUAAGAAAUCUGAUAACUUUUUUUUCUCCGAACCAUUCCAUUGUGACGCAUAUUUUACGCUCACGUCUAUUGCAUGUCGUUCUGUGGUGGACUCCUGAGGUGUUAAAAACUUUUUUAUUCUGGUCAUGUACAACACUCGCUGCAUGCUGCAGUAACUUCAGCCCUGAACACUGCACUCCUGCAGAGAGCCUGGACUUUAAACACUAUCCUCGCGUCAGUGGUGAAAAAGGAUACAGGAACGUAUUGUUUUUAAAACGGCAAAAACGCAAGAAAAGGAACAACCAGAACGGGAGAGAAGAUAAUCUACUGAUUUUCAAACUACUCACUCAAGGACUGUAAAUCAAAGUCGGUCCAGAGGUGGAGCGAGGACAAGACAGGUUGGUGUCUCAAAAUUUCACCCCGGGGUUCGAGUUUCAGCCGGUCCUGGCCCGUGGUAUUAAGGCGUGCAUUUGACCUGGGAUAAGUUGUCAACAAGAGAAGCGGCGGAGGCGAACUGGCAGGUGUACAAGUUAAUUUACAUGCAUACAUAUAUUCACGCCGCUAUAAAUAGUAGUUGGUUUGAGGACUAGAAGCUUUAUACGACGCCAACCCCCUCCUCUACAUCUUCUAUCUAAACUCACAACCCAACCGGAACGGGCGUGUGCGCGUGCCUAUAUAAAAAUAUACACACGCCACCGCAACUACCUUUUCGAUUUGAAGAAGCAAUCUGCCUCCGCAAGGGCUGCCCAGUCUCGGUUUGGCUGUGAGGGCGGGAGUCGUCGCAUGGACUGACAUGGCCACCGACCUCGCCAUGAGCACAGAGCUACCCAAUAGCCCCCUGGCCAUCGAGUAUGUUAACGAUUUCGACCUUAUGAAGUUCGAAGUAAAGAAGGAGCCUCCAGAAGCAGACCGUUACUGUCAUCGCCUCCCGCCAGGAUCCCUCUCCUCCACCCCGAUCAGCACACCCUGCUCCUCCGUGCCUUCCUCGCCCAGCUUCUGCGCCCCCAGCCCCGGUGGCCAGUCGAGCCAGAACUUGGCCAACGGGGUCAACAGCAACAACAGCGGCAGCAGCAACCCACAGAGUGCAGGCGGUAAGCCGCAACUGGAGGACCUGUACUGGAUCCCCAGCUACCAGCACCACAUUAAUCCUGAGGCGCUCAACCUGACACCGGAGGAUGCAGUGGAGGCCCUGAUCGGCAACGCCCAUCACCAUCAUCACCACCACCAGGGCUACGAGGGCUUCCGCGGCCAGCAGUAUGUAGGGGAGGAUCUGUCCGCGGCGUCAGUUGGUCACCACCACCAGGCCCAUCAUCACCACCACCACCACGGACACCGCCUCGAGGACCGCUUCUCGGACGAGCAGCUGGUCAGCAUGACAGUGCGCGAGCUCAACCGGCAACUGAGGGGGUUCAGCAAAGAGGAAGUUAUCCGCCUGAAGCAGAAGAGACGUACGCUGAAGAAUCGGGGCUACGCGCAGUCCUGCCGUUACAAGCGCGUGCAACAGAGGCACAUGCUGGAGAGCGAGAAGUGUACGCUGCUGAGCCAGGUGGAACAGCUAAAGCAGGACGUCGCACGCCUGGCCAAAGAGCGGGACCUCUACAAGGAGAAGUACGAGAAGUUGGCGAGCCGAAGCUAUAACGGUGGCGGACAGGGUAACAACAACAGAGACCCCUCCAACGGAAACCACGGGAAACCGGCCUCCACGGAAUUCUUCAUGUAAGAGACUGAUUCGUGACAUAAGACUUUUGUCCCCUUCUUAAAUAUUUUUUAUAACUUAUUUAUUUCUCUCAGUUUGCGUUUUUGUUUACAGUUAGGCUAUGCCUUUAGGGAAAAAGACUCCGUGUACAUUUUUAAGUACAUUAACAAAUGCUUAAUAUUUAAAGAAACAAGCAAGGUAGAUGCGCACAUAAGUGGCCUAAUCUAUGUGCGCAGAUAUAAUUGUAGUCUUAAAGAUGCCGUUUGUUUGAAUGAACUCCAAUACACCAAGACCUCUUGAUCUAGACAUGGGAUCACAAACUUUCUGUCACAACAAUUAACAGAUUAUUAUUUUAUGAUGCAAUAGAUCUCAGAGAAACUCUGAUUUAACAUUUAAGUCUUACUGGAAAAAGUGAAUCACACUUGGCAACGUACGCACACAGGACAGAAAAACAAAACCGAAAACCCCCAUGUUUUUCAUAGACAUUAAAUCCGUCCUGGUU